Eremomyces bilateralis CBS 781.70 is the source of this 1084-nucleotide messenger RNA. RefSeq lists its product as uncharacterized. NCBI's taxonomy places the organism in Eukaryota, Fungi, Ascomycota, Dothideomycetes, Eremomycetales, Eremomycetaceae. The transcript is spliced from 5 exons. The coding region runs from base 284 to 1084 and encodes 266 amino acids. The record is from RefSeq and is a predicted model, not a curated record.
CAGCGCUAACAUCGACUCAGUUGUCCGUCGCCAAUUUGAUGCAGGCUCAGGUGUCCACCAGCGAUUUUGUUGUUCAACCCCGAGCAGCCUACCCAUCACCAUCCCGUCACUACGGGGGCAGCGGUGUUCCCGAUAUCAGCAAAGCUCAAAACGUCGCCUUUCGUCAUCCCGGAUAACCUGAUGGAGCUAAUAUCCUGCUCGUACUAUCCGCGCACGACGGCCCUAACGGAGGUAUUCACCACGACUUUGCGUGGGCCGCUUGUGCUGUUGUUGCGAACUGUGCAUGGGGGGGUUCUUGUCCGGGACGCGAGAUGGGCAAAGAGUUGAUGUGGGAAAAGACGGCCUCUUGAUGGGGAGUGACUAUUACCUUCGAUUAACGGAUGAUGAGUACCCUAUCGUCGUAUCCUUCGCCCAUUUCAAGUUCCCGCACCGCAACCUUCCGCCAUACUGGACCUCCGAAGCUCUUCGAAUUCCUAGAUCGAACCAUCAGUUCCGUCAGACCGACCUCUCAGAUACACUUCUGAUGCGCGAUAGAUCCUGUACUGAAGCCGCGCAUCUCAUCCCGCGAGUCGAAGAACGUUGGUUCAGAUCAAACGAAAUGUUGAAAUACACUUCUCGCCCGCUUCCAUCGGUCACUUCGACUGACGACCCUCGCAACGCUCCACUGCUGCGCUCCGAUCUACACUCUACCUUCGACGCGAAACGCUGGGUCGUGGUCCCGAAGGCAGGAACCUGGGUAGUCCACGUGCUGGAUCCUGGCCCAUCAAGGCAGUUUCUAAGCUUAUACUACAACGUGACGUUUAAUAUCAAGGAGCUCACGGGCGAACAGUGGACAAGGCUCUUCCCUCUUCGAACGAAGAGCAGGAGCCAGAGUCCGACAAAAGGACACUGGCAGGAAGCAGCUGAAGAGGAUCUUAACGAAGAAGAAGAAGAGCCCGAGCCCCGGGGUCGAAUGAGAAGGAGGAUCGAAGCAGUACAGGGACAAGUGUGGAAGAAUUUGGUCUCUCAAAAAGAAGACAACUCUUACAGCAAGAGCCUAGAACGAUUGGGACACCCGGCGAGAGUGUGGAUAUGGAGUUCUUAG